Messenger RNA from Oryzias melastigma (Indian medaka), 4792 nucleotides. It is a transcript of the gene slc38a12, whose product is annotated as transmembrane protein 104. The coding region runs from base 614 to 2089 and encodes 491 amino acids. The record is from RefSeq and is a predicted model, not a curated record. NCBI's taxonomy places the organism in Eukaryota, Metazoa, Chordata, Actinopteri, Beloniformes, Adrianichthyidae. The transcript is spliced from 10 exons.
AAUAUUUAAUUAAAAAAAUUAAAAUGAGAUAUUUUUUUAAAAUAUUUUUUAACAGGGACGUUUUGGUCAUAAACAGAUCUAAACAACUUUUUAACCGUUAAAAAUUGCAGACCCAAGGACGAUACAUGUAAGUACACACAUACAUGUCCAUUUAUGUACCUGUAUAUCCGAAUACACAUGCAAAUGAUGCCAUUUUAGUUAUUUUUAAUUAAUGGUUAAAUUAGUCAAAUAUAGUUUGAUUUAUUGUUUGAAAACGAGUGGGGAAGCGACUGUAAUGUGUAUGUAAAAAAAAAAGAAAAUAAAAAAAAAGUUUAUUUUAUUAUGAAGGCAGACCGGAAGUCGAGUGUACUUCACCGAGGAAGUCACGUGAGCAGGUCAGCUGGUUUCCUGAACUCAGCAGAGCCACAGUCAGAGGCCAGCCCUCAAACAUGCUCGUGUCUCCGUCCCUUCGCGCCUUUUCGCUCCUCUAGUUUACCCGCAGGGCCUCGAACCCGCGCUGGCUGCCCGCUACGGAGCGUAUCCCCCCCGGAAGUGGCUGGGUGUGCCCCGCCGGCAGCUCGGAGCUUCCCGCUAACCCCGCGGCUACGUCAGCGGAGGAAGCUGAGGAUCAAACAUGGCGGGUGGGAUCACGGACACCGGGGAGCCGUACUCUCCGUUUGUGGGGUUGGUGUACAUGUUCAACCUGAUCGUGGGCACCGGCGCUCUCACCAUGCCCAGAGCCUUCGCCUCGGCGGGCUGGGUGGUCAGUCUGGCGCUCAUCUGCUUCCUCGCCUUCAUGAGCUACAUGACCACCACGUUCGUGAUCGAGGCGAUGGCGGCGGCGAACGCUCAGCUGCGCUGGAAGAGGAGGGAGCAGGAGGAGACCGACUACAGUGACUCCACCUCCGAGUACUCAGACGACGGCAUGGACCCGAGUCGGUCAGAACCAGAGACCAAGCCCAUCCUGUCCGUCCAGAGGUCCGGUCACGCCGAUCAUUUCGACAUCGUGGAGCGGGUGGAGAUGGGUCAGAUGGCGUCCAUGUUCUUCAACAAAGUCGGAGUCAACAUGUUCUACAUCUGCAUCAUCGUGUACCUGUACGGAGACCUGGCCAUCUACGCCGCCGCCGUGCCCAUCUCCCUGAUGGAGGUCGCCUGCGGGAACCACUCCUGCAGCGCUGGAAGUGUCAAGUUCAACGACACGGACGCCUGCUGGGGCCCUGUGACCAGAGGGGACGCCUACAGAGUCUUUCUGAGCGUCUUCACCCUCUUGUUGGGACCUUUCACCUUCUUCAAUGCCCAGAAGACCAAAUACCUGCAGAUCCUCACCUCGCUGAUGCGCUGGAUCGCGUUCACCAUGAUGAUCGUCCUGGCUCUGAUCCGGAUCGGGAAAGGCCGAGGCGAGGGUCGCCCGCCUGUGGCCAACCUGUACGGCGUCCCCAACCUGUUCGGGGUGUGCGUGUACUCCUUCAUGUGCCAGCACUCGCUGCCGUCCCUGGUGACGCCCAUCUCGGAGAAGAAGCGCGUUGGCGCUCUGGUGCUGGCCGACUACACGCUGAUCCUGGCCUUCUACGUGCUGCUGUCCUUCACCGCCAUCUUCUGCUUCGACAGCUCGCUGCUGCACGACAUGUACACGCUCAACUUCACCGACAACUGCGACGUGCUGGACAUCCCGGUGCUGCGCUACUUCCUGGGCCUCUUCCCCGUCUUCACCAUCAGCACCAACUUCCCCAUCAUCGCCGUGACGCUCCGCAACAACUGGAAGACGCUGUUCCACCGGGACGGCGGCACCUACCCGUGGGUGGUGGACCGGGUGGUGUUCCCGCUCAUCACGCUGGUGCCGCCCAUCGUGGUGGCCUUCUGCACGCACAACCUGGAGUCCCUGGUGGGCAUCACCGGCUCCUACGCCGGCACCGGCAUCCAGUACGUCAUCCCGGCCUUCCUGGUGUUCUACGCCAGGCGCCACCUGGAGCCGGUGAUGGGCAGGGACUGCGUGAACAAGCACCAGUCGCCCUUCCACCACGCCUUCUGGGUGUGGUUCGUUCUGCUGUGGGCCGCCUCCUGCCUCAUGUUCGUCACGGCCAACAUCAUCCUGACCGACACCAGGAAGUGAGCGUGUGAACUCGGGGCCGUCCGGCAGCUGGACGGACCGCGUGCCUUUCUGUGGGAAUCUGGUGUAAUUAAAGAUUAAUUUCUGACAUUUUCUGACCGGGACCAAAGUUUUUAAUCUGAAGCUGUAGCGGCGCGAGAGCGCGGCGAAAAGGGAACUCAGAAACGAUCUGCACACAGAGGCAUUUUGGGAAAAGUUUACGGCGGAGGAGAGCGGAUAGAUCGGCGCCGCCUUCUACCUCGAGUCUUUAAGGAACGCCGCGGUUCUGACUGACGGGCUUCACGAAAACGCCUCACUGAGGCGGAGAAGCAAAGCAGCUGAGAGGAGAGGAGGCGGGAAAAGAGGAAGCGGCUGUCAGAGCGCGACUUGUGUUCCGUUGUAAUGAGAUUGGAGCCCGAACCGACGGUGAAGAGGAAAGAGCGCGGCGGGAUGAUCACUCUCGUGCAGCUGACGCGUCCCCCGCCUCCCGAGCGGCGCCGGACCUGCUGACUGAUAAACAGGCUCCCCACUUUAUCAGCACCGACGCAGGGCGUGUCCUGUCCUCGCCGUCGGGCCGGCUCCUCAUCUCUCACCCUGACGGGACGUUUGGGAUCGGCGGCGGCGGCGGCCUCUGACCUGCCGGCGCUGACGGAGUCUUUAACGUCUCUGAAGGACGUCCCAGGAUUCUGAUGGUGUCAGUCCGGCCUAUCAGAACCAGCACAGUGGAUUUGAUUGUUUUGCACUUUAUUUCCGUCUCCAAUGAUUCACCUUUCACAGGUAAAUGAGCAGAGACCUCACCUACAGGGAAACCACACUCUAGUGUGACAUACAGUCUAAAACAGUUUUGACUUCAUCUGUAGACGAUCAAACUGAUAACUCCAAAGAAUUUAAAUUAUAUUUAAGCAUCAACAUUUAACAGCAUUUACAGAAUAUCAUAAACUAAAGUGGUACCAGAGUCGAUCCCUGAGGAACUCCUAAAGUAACACAAUAACCAUUAAAACAUUCCAGUAUUACUGUAAAAACAUUUAAAACAGUCACAUCUGUAGUUAAGAAUCCCCUGACAGAAACAUGAAGCUGCUGUCCUCACUGGGUCGUGACGCAGUGAACACACUAAAAAAUGAAACGUUCAAUUCCAAUUAACGAACUCUCUGUAAUUUGCAGGAUUUAAAAUUAUUAGUUUUGUCAAAUUAAAAUUUGAGUCGAUGGUUUAUUAAGCAUUAAAUUUUAGUUUGAUAAACUAAUAUUUUAGUAAGAAAUUACAGAACGUUUGUUAAUUGAUACGUUUCAGUUUUUACAGUGUAUCAGUAGCAUGUGUGAUGCUGCAUUUUCCUGCUCUAUAUAGGCAAAGUUCUGCCUCUUUGACCUUUUUUUAAGUCUAAUUUAAGAUAAAAAAAAGGGAAUUCUAAAGAAUUAGAAAUUAGGGUUUAAAUCAAAAUAUUUAAGCAUCAAGAUGUAGCAGCAUUUACAGAAUAUCAUAAACUAAAGUGGUGCCAGAGUCGAUCCCUGAGGAACUCCUAAAGUAACACAGUAACCAUUAAAACAUUCCAGUAUUACCGAUUCAAAAUGCAGUCAGAUCUUUAGUUAAGAAUUUCCUGACACAAACAGGAAGCUGCUGUCCUCAUUGGGACGCGACGCCGUGACCACACUGUAAAAAGUGAACCGUUGGAUCAAAUAUUACAAUUUUAAAAUGAUUAGUUUUAAAAAAAUUAGCAUUGAGUUGAAUUGAUGGUUUAUUCAACUCAAUGUUUUAAUUUUAUAAAAGCUAAUGUUAUUAAAUGUAACAAAUGGCAAAACUUUGUCUUAAUUGAUCCAAGGUUUCACUUUUUACAGUCCUUCUUAGCACGUGUGAUGCUGCCUUUUCCUGCUCUCUGAAAGGUAAAGUUCUGUCUCUUACGCCUGUUUUUCAGGUUUAAUAUAAGAUUUUUAAAAAAGUGAAUUCCAAAGAACUAGGUUUUAAAUUAAAAUAUUUAAGCAUCAACAUUUAACAGCAUUUACGGAAUAUCAUAAACUGAAGUGGUGCCAGAGUCGAUCCCUGAGGAACUCCUAAAGUAACGAUAAGCAUUAAAACAUUCCAGCAUUAGCGGUUCUAAACACAGUCGGGUGUUCAGUUAAGAAUUUCCUGACGGAUAGCCGCCGUGUUCAUUGUCCUCAUUACAGUGACCACACUGUAAAAAUAAAAUGUUGGAUAAAAUAUAAAUAUUAAUUUAACUCAUUAAAAUUUUGAGUUGAAUUAACCUUCAACUCAAAAUUUUAAUUUGAUGAAAACUAAAAUGUUAAAUGUAAUAAAUGACAUAACUUUUGUUAAUUGAUCCAACAUUUCACUGUUUACAGUGAUGCGGCUCAGUAGCAUGUGUGACGCAGUUCUGCCUCUUUGGUCUUUUUCUGGCCCCGCCCCUUUGGCGUUUCUGAUUCUUUUUUCUGUGAUCUUCCAUCUGUGUUGACCUGACAUGAGGGCGCUGAUGUUCAGCGUCUGCUCUGGAGCGGGGGAUCGAACCGUCCGUGUCUGUUCCUGAUUUUUUAUGGGUUCUGCUCCGGUCGGGUUCAGAACGACCUUUUGGGUUGUGCCAAACUGCUGCCUUUGUUUCUCUCUUCCUGCUCCGUCUUUCAUUCAUUCGUUUGUGUUUCAGAUACAUUUGUGAUUCACCUUUUAUAAAAACGUUUACAGCUUUCAGUUUGUUUCUGUUCAUUUUUUAUGAUUGAAAUAAAUAAAGACUCGAUCUGAAUGUU